Dalotia coriaria is the source of this 1797-nucleotide messenger RNA. RefSeq lists its product as uncharacterized. The record is from RefSeq and is a predicted model, not a curated record. The transcript is spliced from 2 exons. NCBI's taxonomy places the organism in Eukaryota, Metazoa, Arthropoda, Insecta, Coleoptera, Staphylinidae. The coding region runs from base 1 to 1797 and encodes 598 amino acids.
AUGGUGCACACGUUAUUUUCACCUGGGUAUAUAAAUUUCAACAUUUUGAUUGUUUUUGAUGAAGAAAAGAAGAAAGUGAAAUAUGUGAACAAAUAUCAAGUUGUUUCUAUAAGUAAUGUUGAUCAUAAAGAGGUUAAGAACCAACCCAUUGAAGAUAUUGAAGAUAUUGAAUCCCCCAAAGAAGAAGAAACCAAAGUGAUUCCCAAAGAAGAAAUAACUGAAGAAACUGUAAAAGUAGAGAAACCCGAGGUGAAAGAUGAAGUAAAAGUCUACGAAUCCAAAUCUUCAAACAAAACAUGGCGUCAUUCGAGUGAUUUAGACUGUAUAUCCCUCGGACAAGAUAUCCUGUUCCUUUCUAACAUAGAAGAAGACACAAAACCAGAUUGGACCCAAUUAGCUGAAGAUUUCUCAUCAUCAAAGAAGAAAGUAACUGUGAAGGAUACAAUGAAAGACCUCCAACAAUCAACAACUAAUGCCAUGCAUAAAAUAGAAGAAGGUAUUCUUGACCUGGGCAUAGGUAUCCGAAAGGGUCUCAGAUUAACAGGUCUACAGGAUAGUACAAUUGAAGCACGCCCGAAGUCACAAUCCAAAGACAUUCCUCAGAGUACCAAUAGAAGAGACACCAGACUAACUAAACUGAGUCAUGUGAAUUCAGACAUUGAAGAAUCCUUUGAAAAUAUCUACAUGAAUCCAUUACAUGAGAUCAAAAUCAGGGAGGUUAAAGAAAAAGAAGUUGUCAUUACUCCAGGUUACGAAGGGGAUAUUCUACUGGAAAGGUCUCCGAUGAUUGAGAAACUUCCUUCGAAUGAUAUCCCUACAAUGGAGUUUGUGCAUGUGGAAGACUCCCCGGAACCAGAGUAUGAAGAUAAUCCUGACUUGGCUACUACCACAGCCAAGUUGAGGUCGUUGUUAGCUCAGAAGACUGAAGCUAAUACACCGGCUGCUUCACCAAUGUCUUUGAUUCCUACUCCUCAGGAUGCUUCAGGGAGUUCUGUGGAUGAACUAAGUGAAGUUGACGGUGCCCUGCCAUCAAUGUACAAAGCCUGGGCGAAGAAUGUGUUUCAGAAUACUCUGAACACCAUCAAAACAGCUCUCCCUGGUAACGCCAGUGAAGAAACCUGUGUGAGUCAAGUGGUAACUCUAGCAGGUUUGAAUCUGGUGCAGUAUAAUGAUGAGAACUGGCACUUUGAAGAAACAUCCCCAGAUGAAUCUGAGUUUUCUUCAGUUUUGAGCAGAUUCCUCUCAGAAAGACAACAAUUCUGUGUGGUGGAGAAUGCUUUUGAAGCAGUUGAGACUAUUGAUCUGAAUGAUCAAAUGGAAGACAGUUUUAUACUCCAUGAAGAAGGGAAAUAUGAAGAAGAAUUGGAUGAUUUUGAUACGACUAUACCGAUUACCAAAGCACUGGUUGAUUUAGUUUGUGAAUUGAUUGAAGAAACUUAUCCGCCAUUAGUUAAAGAGAAUAUUAUCAAGACAUUCCUGUUGACCUACGGGGCUGUUAUUGAAGAGAAACUUCAGGAAAGUAUUGCAUACAGUAUUGGACACCUGCCAAAGAUGGAAAGCAGACAUGUUGCUAUGUCAAUGAAGAUUGAAGAUCUAGUUGAACCGAUUGCUGCUUCACUGAGGGAUAUUUUCGGACAGUGGUUGUCUGAUGACUCAAUACGAAGUGUUUUGAAAUUGUUGAUGGAAUCAAUACAAAGUCACAAGAUUAAUGUUGAUACUAGCCUACAGGUGUUGGAAUUAUUUAUAUCCGAAGUGAUUUCCGCUUGUAAUCAGACAUCACCAUCAUAUUCAGUGUAA